Messenger RNA from Sesamum indicum (sesame), 840 nucleotides. The record is from RefSeq and is a predicted model, not a curated record. NCBI's taxonomy places the organism in Eukaryota, Viridiplantae, Streptophyta, Magnoliopsida, Lamiales, Pedaliaceae.
CACUACACACACCAAACCAUAAGUAAACAAAAACAAUCCUCCGAUCAUCCCAUCUCAAUUUCAAUCUCAUUUCAAGACGACAAAAUUUGUCCUAAAUUAAGUCCACACGCCCAAUACAUAUAUAUAUAUCUCAUCAUCAUUAAUUCCUUUCCUCCUCUCCUAUAUAUAAAUCCAUCAUCACUCCCCCUUUCUUUCCUUAUAAUUCAUCAGUAAUUCACUGCGUCCACCCCAGCAUACAACGACUUGAUUGUCAUCCACUUCCAAAGGAAAAUGGAAGACUAUAAUUUUGAUCAUGAGAUGUUUGAUCUCAAGCCUAUUAUUCCUGAGAUCUACACCACAGUAGCACACCAGCAGCAGCCCCAAACUUCUGGAAGAUCCGACGGCGCCAAUGGGAUGAUGAGGAUGAUGAUGAUGAGCAGCUCUACAAGCUGGAAUUCUUGCGAUGCCCACCAAAUUAUUAUGAACACAAACCCUUCUUCUUCUAAUUCAUCACCUGCUGCUACUGCUUCUGCCCCCCCACAGUUAAUUUCUUUUCAAAACUCAAAUACAUCAUCAUAUCUUCCAACACAUUCAGAUACCCCGCCUAAUUGUCAUAACUACAAUCUUGAGAUGUCUAAGGAUUAUAUUUCCAGUACCCCACAAGUUAUAAGUUUCUCCGCUAACUGGGCUGAUCAUGAAGAUGAUUGUGGGCGGCUGGAUAACCAAUAUCAUGCUGCAGCGGAUGGGGCGGUGAGCAACAAGAGGGUUUGUACAGCGAGCCGGACGCCGUUGCAGGCACAGGAUCAUCUCGUGGCUGAGAGGAAACGCCGUGAGAGGCUAGGCCAAUUAUUCAUCACUCUU